CAAAUAAAAAUCAAGAGCAAAAUGGAGAAUUACGAAAUGAAAAUGAAGAUCAAGUGCAAAACAGUAAAUCACAAGAUGAAGAUGAAGAUCAAAUGCAAAAUAAUAAAUUACAAAAUGAAAAUCAAAAUCAAAUGCAAGAUAGUGAAAUAGAAAUAACAAGAAACAAAAAUAAAAAUCAAGAACAAAAUGAUGAAAUAGAGAUGAAGAAAAAAUCACUAGUUACUGCAAAUACUAAUCAAAAGUCAAAUUUAUAUUUUAAUGAUAAUGAUUAUGAAUUAUCAUUACAACAAGAUCUCAAUGUUUUUGAAUAUGAAGUAGUAGCAUCUGAUAAAAAAGGUAAAAAAUGGCAUAGUUAA
Funneliformis caledonium is the source of this 356-nucleotide messenger RNA. The record is from the annotation of a GenBank genome assembly. Lineage: Eukaryota; Fungi; Glomeromycota; Glomeromycetes; Glomerales; Glomeraceae.